AUGUCGAGGAAAGUUUUACGGCCGAUCGAGAGCGUCGAACUCCCUGGGCAGCCGGUUCGAGGCACUGUCGAACAAGUCUUUGAUGUCUCUCUGCAUCAGUAUCUCGUCUGGCAGCCUGUCCGAGGGCUCUGCGAAGUACCGAAACAUUCUCGCUUCACCAUACCGCCGCCAUACCCACAGAUCAACUUUGAUUUUCUUCGGCCACACGAAAUAAGCAACCAAUUCGUAGUCCGUGUCACAAUAAAGGCACUUGAACUGCAACCACCCAUCGCCUCGAUAGUUUGUCGGCCUAUGAAUCAACUCAUUCAGUUCCCAGAUAUGUCCGUGGACCCAGAUGGCGCUUGGGCCGUAAUGUAUAUGGGCACAGAGAUUGGUGGUGAAUCCCGUGUUGCUAAUGAUCGAGGACCAGCACUGCGCAUCAAAGAGGAACUCGCAAUGGGAGGCGAGCAGGAGCUGGCCGUUGACGAUACGGGGAAUGUUUGA
Cyphellophora attinorum is the source of this 483-nucleotide messenger RNA. RefSeq lists its product as uncharacterized. NCBI's taxonomy places the organism in Eukaryota, Fungi, Ascomycota, Eurotiomycetes, Chaetothyriales, Cyphellophoraceae. The transcript has a single exon. Bases 1 to 483 code for a protein of 160 amino acids. The record is from RefSeq and is a predicted model, not a curated record.